This is a messenger RNA of Rhinolophus ferrumequinum (greater horseshoe bat), 6421 nucleotides long. It is a transcript of the gene DIP2A, whose product is annotated as disco interacting protein 2 homolog A. Gene Ontology annotation, cellular component: cell surface. The record is from RefSeq and is a predicted model, not a curated record. The coding region runs from base 35 to 4714 and encodes 1559 amino acids. The transcript has 39 exons. Lineage: Eukaryota; Metazoa; Chordata; Mammalia; Chiroptera; Rhinolophidae.
GCGGUCCGCGGGGCGCGGCCCGGGCGAGCGAGCCAUGGCCGACCGCGGGUGCCCGCUGGAGGCGGUGCCGCUGCCCGCCGAGGUGCGCGAGAGCCUGGCGGAGCUGGAGCUGGAGCUGUCGGAAGGUGACAUCACUCAAAAAGGAUAUGAAAAGAAAAGGGCAAAGCUGCUUGCGCGCUACAUCCCACUUACUCAAGGAGUGGAUCUGCCCCUGCAAGCAGAGCCUCGGACCCCUGGGCCCUCGCAGAGCGUGGUCGCAGCGCCCAGGCAGCAGAGGCUGCGCCCCACCAACUCCCGGGACGAGCGCUUCCGGUCAGAUGUUCACACAGAAGCCGUGCAAGCAGCUUUGGCCAAGUACAGAGAGAGGAAGGUGCCUCUGCCCUCGAAGAGACGCUCUGUUCUUGUGCCUUCGUCCGCGGAAGCCUGCACCCCGCCAGACACGUCGUCUGCCUCAGAAGAUGAGGGCUCUUUACGGCGACCGGGACAGCUCCCUUCCACUGCACUGCAGAGCCGUGCCAGCGCCGAGUCCUGGCCUGAGCGGGCCAUCCAGGGCUCGUCCUCCUCGUCAUCUGCUUCUUCCACCUCGUCUCACGCGGGAGGGACACCGGCCGGCCACGCCCACCUAGAACUGCGCUCGGCCCCUCCUGACGUCACCACAGGCCUCAUACAGCAUCGGCUCUGCGAGCGCCCGCAGCCGGGCUCCAUGAGAGGUGCCCCUCGGAGCAGUGGGAGCCUCCUGGACACGGCGGGCGGUGUCCCUGUGAACAGCAGAGUGUCCUCCAAGAUCCGGCAACUGCUGGACACGCUGAAGCGGCCGAAGCGGCCCCCGCUGAGGGAGUUCUUCCUGGACGACGCUGAGGAGGUGCUAGGAGUCCAGCAACCAGAUCCAAACCGGCCAAAGCCUGAGGGAAGCCAAAUGGCGGUGCUGAGAGGGGAGCCUCUGGCCGCGGGGACACCCUGGCCGCCAUCGCUGCUGGCCGCCCUGCAGCGCUGGGGCACGACGCAGCCCCGAGCACCCUGCCUGACCGCCCUGGACACCACUGGGAAAGCCAUCCACACCCUCACCUACGGCAAACUUUGGAGUCGGAGUUUAAAACUAGCUUAUACUCUUCUUAAUAAACUGACUAGUAAGAAUGAACCGCUACUUAAACCUGGAGACAGAGUGGCGCUGGUGUUUCCCAACAGUGACCCUGUGAUGUUCAUGGUUGCGUUUUAUGGGUGUCUCCUGGCAGAGCUGGUUCCUGUCCCCAUUGAAGUGCCGCUGACAAGAAAGGACGCUGGCAGCCAGCAGGUCGGGUUUCUGCUGGGCAGCUGUGGUGUUACCCUGGCCCUGACCACGGAUGCCUGUCAGAAAGGCCUGCCGAAGGCACAGUCCGGAGAAGUGGCAGCUUUCAAAGGUUGGCCACCCCUGGCCUGGCUGGUGAUUGACGGGAAACAUCUGACGAAGCCCCCCAGGGACUGGCACCCGGCGUCCCAGGAGGCCGGGGCGGGCACUGCCUACAUCGAGUAUAAGACCAGCAAAGAAGGCAGCACGGUGGGGGUGACAGUAUCGCACGCAUCCCUCCUGGCCCAGUGCCGCGCUCUGACCCAGGCGUGCGGCUACUCAGAAGCUGAAACGUUAACAAAUGUGCUGGACUUCAAAAGGGAUGCCGGUCUGUGGCACGGAGUGUUAACAAGCGUCCUGAACAGGAUGCACGUGGUCAGCAUCCCAUACGCACUGAUGAAGGUGAACCCACUGUCCUGGAUCCAGAAGGUGUGCUCCUAUAAAGCCCGGGCCGCGCUGGUGAAGUCCCGCGACAUGCACUGGUCCCUCCUGGCCCAGCGGGGUCAGCGCGACGUCAGCCUCAGCUCGCUGCGCAUGCUGCUCGUGGCCGACGGCGCCAACCCAUGGUCCAUCUCCUCCUGUGAUGCCUUCCUCAACGUCUUCCAGUCCAGAGGCCUGAGGCCAGAGGUCAUCUGUCCCUGUGCCAGCUCCCCCGAGGCUCUGACGGUUGCCAUCCGCAGGCCGCCCGCCCUGGGAGGACCUCCUCCGAGAAAGGCUGUGCUGUCGAUGCACAGCCUCAGUUACGGGGUGAUCCGAGUCGACACUGAGGAGAAGCUGUCAGUGCUCACUGUCCAGGACGUCGGUCAGGUGAUGCCUGGAGCGAGUGUGUGUGUUGUGAAGGUGGACGGUGCCCCAUACCUCUGUAAGACUGAUGAGGUUGGUGAGGUGUGUGUCAGCUCGAAUGCGACCGGCACGGCCUACUAUGGACUGCCUGGGGUCACGAGGAAUGUCUUUGAGACUGUCCCUGUCACUGCGGGAGGAGUGCCCGUGUCCGACAGGCCCUUCACCAGGACGGGGCUGCUGGGUUUCGUCGGCCCCGGUGACCUGGUUUUCAUCGUGGGCAAGCUGGACGGGCUGAUGGUGGUCGGGGUUCGCAGACACAACGCGGAUGACAUCGUGGCCACCGCGCUAGCCGUCGAGCCCAUGAAGUUUGUCUACAGAGGCAGGAUCGCCGUGUUCUCCGUGACGGUGCUGCACGACGACCGGAUCGUGCUGGUGGCCGAGCAGCGGCCAGACGCGUCCGAGGAGGACAGCUUCCAGUGGAUGAGCCGUGUGCUGCAGGCCAUUGAUAGCAUCCACCAGGUGGGCGUCUACUGUCUGGCCCUGGUCCCUGCCAACACCCUGCCUAAGGCUCCUCUCGGCGGGGUUCACAUCUCUGAAGCCAAGCAGCGCUUUCUGGAGGGGACGCUGCACCCGUGCAAUGUGCUGAUGUGUCCUCACACCUGUGUCACCAACCUCCCCAAACCUCGCCAGAAGCAACCAGACGUGGGACCGGCUUCCAUGAUCGUUGGAAAUCUGGUUGCUGGGAAGAGAAUUGCGCAGGCCUCAGGGCGGGAGCUGGCCCACCUGGAGGACAGCGACCAGGCCAGGAAGUUCUUGUUCCUGCCGGACGUGCUGCAGUGGCGAGCCCACACCACCCCUGACCACCCGCUGUUUCUGCUGCUAAACGCCAAGGGCACGGUCACGAGCACUGCAACCUGUGUCCAGCUGCACAAAAAGGCUGAAAGGGUGGCCGCCGCUCUGACGGACAAGGCAAGACUGAGUGUUGGGGACCAUGUGGCUUUGGUCUACCCCCCAGGGGUGGACCUCAUCGCUGCCUUCUAUGGCUGCCUGUACUGUGGCUGCGUGCCCGUCACCGUGCGGCCCCCGCACCCCCAGAACCUCACCACCACGCUUCCCACCGUCAAGAUGAUUGUGGAGGUUAGCAAGUCUGCGUGCGUCCUCACCACGCAGGCCAUCAUGCGGCUGCUCAAGUCCAAGGACGCCGCGGCCGCCGUGGACGUCAGGACCUGGCCCACCAUUCUAGAUACAGAUGACAUACCGAAAAGGAAGGUGGCUAGCGUGUUCAGGCCGCCCUCCCCGGACGCACUUGCGUACCUGGACUUCAGCGUGUCAACCACGGGGAUCUUAGCAGGCGUGAAGAUGUCGCAUGCUGCCACGAGUGCCUUGUGCCGCUCCAUAAAGCUGCAGUGUGAGCUGUACCCUUCCAGGCAGAUCGCCAUCUGCCUUGACCCCUACUGUGGCCUCGGCUUUGCCCUCUGGUGUCUGUGCAGUGUGUACUCCGGACACCGGUCGGUGCUGGUGCCCCCGCUGGAGCUGGAAAGCAAUGUGUCCCUGUGGCUGUCCGCCGUGAGCCAGUACAAGGCCCGCGUCACUUUCUGCUCCUACUCGGUAAUGGAGAUGUGUACCAAAGGCCUGGGCGCGCAGACCGGCGUCCUUCGGAUGAAGGGGGUGGACCUGUCGUGCGUGCGCACCUGCAUGGUGGUCGCCGAGGAGCGACCCCGCCUCGCGCUGACGCAGUCCUUCUCCAAGCUGUUCAAGGACCUUGGCCUGCCCGCGCGCGCCGUGAGCACCACAUUCGGGUGCAGGGUCAACGUGGCCAUCUGCCUCCAGCCCAACAGGCUGGGAAAGCUGGCUGAGCAGGGCACGGCUGGCCCCGACCCCACAACGGUCUACGUGGACAUGCGAGCGCUGCGUCAUGACAGGGUACGUUUGGUGGAACGGGGUUCCCCGCACAGUCUGCCGUUGACGGAGUCUGGAAAGAUCCUGCCGGGAGUGAAGGUCAUCAUCGCGCACACGGAGACCAGAGGGCCCCUGGGGGACACGCACCUGGGAGAGAUCUGGGUGAGCAGCCCCCACAAUGCCACCGGCUACUACACUGUCCACGGGGAGGAGGCGCUUCACGCCGACCACUUCAGUGCCCGGCUGAGCCUUGGAGACACACAGACCAUUUGGGCGAGGACUGGCUACCUGGGCUUCCUCCGGAGAACAGAGCUCACCGACGCCAGCGGAGAGCGCCAUGACGCGCUGUAUGUGGUCGGAUCUCUAGACGAAACGCUGGAGCUCAGAGGCAUGCGCUACCACCCCAUUGACAUCGAGACGUCUGUCAUCCGGGCACACAGGAGCAUCGCCGAGUGCGCUGUUUUCACCUGGACCAACCUGCUGGUGGUGGUGGUGGAGCUGGAUGGGCUGGAGCAGGAUGCCCUGGACCUAGUAGCCCUGGUCACCAACGUGGUGCUGGAGGAGCACCACCUGGUCGUGGGCGUGGUGGUCAUCGUGGACCCGGGCGUGAUCCCCAUCAAUUCCCGGGGCGAGAAGCAGCGCAUGCACCUGCGGGACGGCUUCCUGGCCGACCAGCUGGACCCCAUCUACGUCGCCUACAACAUGUGACAGGCGUGGCCCAGGCCUGCAGGUCAUGGGACCACUCGAAGGUGCUGGGACUCGUGAGCACACGGCAGUGCCCCCCAGUCGCCAGGGAGCAAGCACCCUUCCCCCGUUUUUACAGAUUCGUCUCAUCUGAGGAACCAAAUCUCAUCUGAGGAACCACUGCCGAAUUAUUUGAAGAAACUUUUUAAUCCUAAAGGACAUUUACACAAACCUAAAUGUCCGCAUUUUAACAGACAGGUGACUAGGGAGGGAAGUGAAAGGCCCAGCCUGGGUAUCGUGGAGCUGAGGUGUGCGGUCUGUUCUCUGCUGUAUUGCAAGUUUGCACAUUUUUAGGCUAAAAAUAGAGUUCUUGAUUCUGAGAAUUCAGUUUUUAUUACCAGUUCAGAUGAGCACCUCAUGUCUAGAGUUCACGCUGGAAAGAACAGGAGCCCAGCACAGCCGGUCCCCCCACCCUUCACAGGGAGGCGCUGAGUCCAGGCAGGUCCCACCCGCCCUGCUCUUGGUCCCCAUGUGGCACUUCCUUACUGCCAGCAUCCCUGGUGAAGCAGCUGUGCCUGAUGGCCUGCACACACUGCCGCUGACGCGGUACGUGCCGCCGGGGCAGUCCAGGUGAUGCUGUUUCGGAAAGGUAAGCCAGUGUUUAGUUUUAAACCUCUUCAGGUUGGUGACUUCUUGUUGUUCAACGCUUGCUUCCAUGACAUCACAAUACUAAUUUUUCUCAGUACAUGGAAGUGUGUUGAGUCACAAUUUUUGUUCCCACUUAGCUGAUUUGGAAGUGGAGCACCAGGCAGUGCCACCCAGGACCGGGCACCGCCACCCUCACCCUGGCCUUCGUGUUUUGAGUUGUGUGCCUAUAAAAUGUGGCCAAACCAUAUUCAGUUAUUUCAUUCAAACUUGACUAAACUGAGUGAUGUAAUAUUAUAGUAAACCUCAAUGAAAGAAGAGAAUAUAAAGUCCUUUUGAAACUUCUAAGAAUUUGAAAGGAAGCACAAAUCUAAGAGAGUAUUUUUAUAUAGCUAAGAAAGUAUGUCAUGAAGUUUUUGAGUUUGGGGGACUUGAGGGUGGGAAAGUUUAUGAAUCAUGCAUGCUUCCUAAAAACAACCAGGUUUUCCUGGAAUUAGCCUGAUCAGUGCCUAGCAAAGCUGUUAUUCAUUCUCUGAUGUUUUAAAUUCACCACCGCGUAGACCUGUCUGCCUCUCACGUCUCACUCUUACUCGGCCACAAACAGCAGGUGCGUCCGGGCUCGGUUUGCCUGCUGGACUGAGUUCCACAGGCUGGACUUGAGCAGUCUGUGGUCAUUGUGUAUAUAAUCUGUGUAAUUUAUUGUUUGACACACACAGGGUGUAGCAGCUGGCGAGUGGAAGUCCCUGCAGGGGACCAAACACCUAACCCUAAUCUUCAUGUGGUAGCUUUAUAGCAAACAAAUAUUGUACAGUUUUUUGUAUUGACAGGUUAGUGGCCGUAAGACAAGGUAUCUUGUACAUUAAGACUUUAAGAAGCACAGUAAAAUGUUUUAAAUUACUCUCUGGGAAUUCAGUAUAUCACACUAAUUUUUUUAUAUCAUUAUGUUAAUAAAAGUUAUUGAUUGUAAUUCUGCAUUUUUAAAUGUGUGAAAAGGUUUCUUAAAUUACCCCAAAUAGAAUGUAUUUUAUUAUGCAUUCUUUUUUUUCUGACUAUAAAAGCAUUUAUGCUUACAGCAUAAACUCUACA